This is a messenger RNA of Scaptodrosophila lebanonensis, 851 nucleotides long. It is a transcript of the gene Ripalpha, whose product is annotated as RIP-like protein. The transcript is spliced from 3 exons. Gene Ontology annotation, cellular component: nucleus. Gene Ontology annotation, biological process: protein import into nucleus. The record is from RefSeq and is a predicted model, not a curated record. NCBI's taxonomy places the organism in Eukaryota, Metazoa, Arthropoda, Insecta, Diptera, Drosophilidae. The coding region runs from base 67 to 666 and encodes 199 amino acids.
CACAUUACCGCCAAACUCUGCUUUUAAUUUUAAUACUUGGGCAUUUUGCACAAGUUAAUAGCAAUUAUGGAGUGUCCGCGCAGCCCCGUUUUUCAUACGAGUGUUGAGCAAAAACGACACGCACAAAACGUAGCCAGAAAACAGCGCAUGGGCUCUACAAAAUUGCGGGAGUUGCUUCGCGAGAAAUGCCGCAUACGUGUUUUAAAUGCACGUCGAGAAUGCUUGGAUCAAAGCCGUAGCUUACACCUGUCAGAAUUUAACGACUUGUUGCUGUUGGAGCUGAAGGAACUGCAGUUGGACAUUGAACUGGAUGAAAAGGUGCGUGAAGAACUGCUGGCGGAGAUGAAUGAAUGGCACGCAUUGGAAAUGCAGGAAUUAGAGAAUAUGUAUGCAGAAGAAACGGAUGAGGAUACGACCACUGUAAUCUGUCCUGUGUGUUUAAAGAAACCGCUGCAACGUCUUCCACCGGCAUCAUACAAAUGCGAGUGUGGUGUGCGGUUUGAGCAUGCGGCAGAUAUACAAAAGCUGCGCCGAUUGCUUCAGGAGAAGAUUGACGCACACGAGCUGAGCUGCACGCAGGCGUUGCGUUUCUUUAUCGAGCCUGUUAUGAACGAAAUGAGUUUGGCAGCUAUGUGCGGUAGCUGUGAUUAUAUGUGUACGAUUUAAUCGGAGGACAGCAGAUUAUUUAAAUAGUAUAGUAUGUUGAUAUAUUUGUAUUGCAUGAAAUUAUUCAAUGCUUUAUAGCUGUCCGCAUGUGAUUCUCGCUUCAAAAUGAUUAUCUGUGUUAAAGAAGCACGUCGUCGAACCAAAUUUAUGAAAUGCUAUUAAUUAUAGUUGUAAGCAAUUGUAAA